Sphaeramia orbicularis (orbiculate cardinalfish) is the source of this 1918-nucleotide messenger RNA. It is a transcript of the gene dhrs3b, whose product is annotated as dehydrogenase/reductase (SDR family) member 3b. Lineage: Eukaryota; Metazoa; Chordata; Actinopteri; Kurtiformes; Apogonidae. The transcript is spliced from 6 exons. Gene Ontology annotation, molecular function: all-trans-retinol dehydrogenase (NAD+) activity. The record is from RefSeq and is a predicted model, not a curated record. Gene Ontology annotation, cellular component: lipid droplet. Gene Ontology annotation, biological process: regulation of retinoic acid receptor signaling pathway; retinoid metabolic process. The coding region runs from base 557 to 1465 and encodes 302 amino acids.
GGGCAAAAUAUCCAUCCUACUUAACAUGUCAAUCAGGAUUAAUGCCCCUCCAAAGCUCCCUUUAGAUUCCUGCAGGUCCUGUGACUGGUGGAGGUACCGGAUCCAGGGCAGAGCCGUAUAAAGAGGCAGACCAGGACAAGAUCAGGAACACACAAGCCUUCCACAAAAAAAAAAAAAAAAAAAAAACAGCGGUUUUUAAGGAGCGCGCAACCAACUGGAGCGUCGCCUGGACUUGCGUUUUCACGUUUUACGCGUCUGUGCCAUUGGUUUGACAGCCGUAAUGACUGAUCACUCAUACAUUUCCAGAUCCUGAUGCAUGUUGACUUGGACAUGUCGGAGUUCCCUGAAGUGGAUUACUCAUGCAACACUUUGUAAAAAGCUGCAGAUGAUAUUGUUUUGCAUGCGGAUAAACUUGCCAAGUCUUCUCCGUUCGUGCGCUCCGCUCACUUUUUUUUUUUUUUUUUUUUUUUUUUUUUGAGGAUAUCAUCAGUAGUCGAACGUGUACUUGAUUGAAAGCGUCAAACAAAUCGACUUUUUAACCGAACUUUUAACCGAAAUGGAUGUGAAGAGCGCGUGUCGCAUGUUUCUUUUCCCAGUCCAGAUGCUUUAUCAUAUCAUCAGAGCCACUUUGUUUUCACUGUUACCGAGCAGAAGGAAGGACCUGACCAAGGAGGUGGUAUUGAUCACCGGUGGGGGAAGAGGCAUCGGUCGUCACCUGGCUAAGGAGUUUGUGAAGCAGGGGGCCAAAAAGGUUAUCUUGUGGGGCCGAACAGAAAAGUGUCUUAAAGAGACAGCUGAAGAGAUCUGUCUCUCAGGAACAGAGUGUCAUUACUUCAUCUGCGACGUGGCCAAUCGUGAAGAAGUUUACAAACAAGCCAAGGUGGUUCGAGAAAAGGUUGGAGAUGUAACAAUAUUGGUGAACAAUGCCGCUGUAGUCCACGGGAAAAGUCUGAUGGACAGUGAUGACGACGCCCUCCUGAAAUCUCAACACAUCAACACCAUGGGACAGUUCUGGACUACAAAAGCCUUCCUGCCUCGAAUGCUGGAGCUGCAGCACGGCCACGUUGUGUGCAUAAACUCCAUCUUGUCCCAGUCUCCGAUCCCCGGGGCCAUCGACUACUGCACCUCCAAGGCCUCGUCGCUGGCGUUUAUGGAGAGCCUGACACUGGGCCUACUGGACUGUCCCGGUGUUGGCUGCACCACAGUGCUUCCAUUCCACACCAAUACAGAGAUGUUUCAAGGCAUGAGAGUCAGAUUUCCUCAGCUCUUCCCACCUCUAAAACCAGAGGUAGUCGCCCAGAAGACUGUUGAUGCAGUCAGAAGUGACAAGGCCUUUCUCUACCUGCCCUGGACAAUGCACGCCCUUGUUAUUCUAAAAAGCUUCAUGCCACAAAUUGCACUUGAAGAAAUCCACAAGUUUUCUGGGAGUUAUACCUGCAUGAACACAUUCAAAGGGAGGACAUGAAGCCGGAUUGCACAGAAUCUGAGAGUAUAACCUCAAACGCUCUGGGGUGGAAUGAAGGGAACAUGGACCUUGAGAUAUCUGGAGGCUUUAGUCCUCUGAUAGUGUGAAGAAACUGACUUGGGGGAAUUUGCAAGCUGGUUGAUCCUGCAGGUACAGUUAAUUGAUAAUGCAGGAUAAACUCUGGUCCCAUUUGCAUGUGCGAGUGUGUGUGUUUGCACAUGCAUGCCUGUGUGUGAAUGUGCAUAUGUGUAUACAGUAGUAUGGAGGACUGUACCAUUCUCACUUUGAACUGAAGCCAUGCUUAGAUCUGUACCGGUAGUUAUUCUGGGAGUUUUGUUUUUUUUUGUUUGUUUUUAUGACACUUGUUUUAGUCUGUUUUUAAACUUCUUUUUGUAUUCUUCUUUUAAUGUGUCUUUGAAUCAGAACCAGAUAAUAAAAUGGAGUUUUAGGGAC